AUGACAACCCGCGUGCGCUACCGCGAAUGCGAUGUUCCCGUCUUCACUCCUCGCACUCCGAUGUCGUCCCAAGCGACCGUUCGUCGCACGAAGACACUUGUUCGACCCGAGCGCGGCGUCGCUCCCGUCCCGCUGAUCAACCCACAGUCCGCUCAUCUUCCCUCAGGCUCUCACAUUCAUUCCGAGGACGAGACAGUCGACGCUUGGCGCAUUUUCUCUCGCAUUGCCACUUUUUGGGCUCCCACUAUUUUACUACGCUCUGUGGGUGGACUCAACGAUCAGCAUAAGAUCCAAGCAUGGCGGGAGAAGAUAUCACUCUGUUUUAUUAUAGUCUGCCUCUGUGGUGUUGUGGGUUUCAUCACCGUUGGUUUUCAGAAAGUCCUCUGUCCAACGACAGUUCAGGCCAACACCGGCAGAUAUGUCGGCAUAGGCACCGUGGACGGGGUGCUUGGCGUCCAAGGCUGGAUGAUGAAUGUUACCGCGAAUGAGGACUAUUCGGGUGUGAACUUUACUGCGCUGCUACAGUAUCCGGGACAAGACAUUACGACCCUCUUCCAACGGGACGCUGAGGACUAUCCGGCAUGCCGUGGACUUCCUUUCCGUGCUGCGGCGGAAGACCCAUGUAACUCGGUGACGGAAUGUCCUCUUGGUCCGUUGUACUCGAGCCCGACGUUCUCUACUAUUGGGCUCACGAACACCUCUUUCGUCGUGGGGUAUGACUGGAGUCAGGUUGCAGCGCUGAAGAACUACUUCGUGAUUGAUGGUGCCGUGCUCAAUAUGAACAGUUACAUGAAGCUUCAUCCAAAUCGUAUUCGCUCGGAUGCGCUAGAUGCUACAAUCCGGAAUGUACUGCUUGCGCCCGGGAGCAGUGGACGCGAUGCGACGCGGCUCUUUUACUAUCGCGCUGAUAUCCGAGCGGCGGUGCCGUGCAUGAUGCAGCGCUACUAUGCAGGCAACAUUGACAAGAUCACGCCGGGGUGCCUUCUCUCGGAACUGGUACUCUAUGCUGGCCUCGUCAUCGUACUCGGGCUGGUGCUCAUUCGAUUUAUGCUAGCAUGUAUCUUCUCAUGGUUUGUUUCGGCGCGGCUCUGCAGCCCACCCGAUAGCCACAAGCUCAAUAGACACGCUAUCAGUCCCGCUGUAUUACCCGGAGGAGCAAACGUGUCAAUCAACAAUGUUCAUGGGACGGCACCGUGGGCGGGACCUGCGGGAUCAAAAAAGCUCAUGAGACCUGGUGGCAGGCACACACCCGAGGGCAAUGCAGCACCGAUUAUGAGUCUCGCUCAGAUUGGUGCUGAACUCUUCGCAGUGUGCCUUGUGCCGUGCUAUUCGGAGGGAGAAGAAUCAUUGCGAACGACGUUAGACUCCAUUUCGACGACAACUUACGCAGAUUCUCGUAAACUUCUGUUCGUUGUGGCAGACGGAAUGAUAACUGGUGCGGGAGAAAAGCGAAGCACACCAGACAUUUGUGUCAGCUUACUGGAGCCUGAUCCACGGUUUGGAAAUCCGAUACCCAUGAGUUACAUCGCCGUUGGGGCAGGUGCGAAAGCGGAGAACAGAGCCCUAGUGUAUGCCGGUCAUUAUACCGUCGCCGGACGCCGAACGCCCACGGUCAUCAUUGUCAAGUGUGGUACUGAGAAAGAAGCAUUCACGGAGAAGAAGCCGGGCAACCGAGGCAAGCGAGAUAGUCAACUGAUUUUGAUGAACUUCUUCUCUUGCGUUACAUACAAUGAUCGGAUGACGCCUCUUGACUUCGACCUCUUCCGAAAGAUACACAUUCUGAUGGGUGUUACGCCGGACUUUUUCGAGGUUUGUCUCAUGGUUGAUGCAGACACGAAGGUAUUUCCUGACUCCCUUUCGUACUUGGUAAAUUGCAUGCAUCAUGACCAUCUGGUUAUGGGUUCGUGGGUGACAGCUAUCCAGGUCUUUGAGUACUUUAUCUCCCAUCAUCUUGCCAAAGGUUUUGAAUCUGUGUUUGGCGGAGUAUCGUGCUUGCCGGGCUGCUUCUCAAUGUUCCGACUUAAAGCUCGCAAAGCUACAGGCGACGACUGGGUCCCUCUGAUUACAAAGCCUGAGAUUGUUCAGCAAUACAGCCAGAGUAUAGUCACGACACUCCACCAAAAGAAUCUCUUGUUGCUGGGCGAGGACCGCUUUCUGACGACGAUUCUGUUGCGCACUUUCCCCAAUCGCAAGAUGAUUUUCUUACCACAGGCUCGCUGUCGGACCGUCGUCCCAGAUACUUUCUCUGUACUUCUCUCGCAGCGCCGUCGUUGGAUCAACUCGACCAUCCACAACCUGAUGGAGCUUGUCUUAGUGCGAAACACUUGCGGAGCGUUUUGCUUCAGCUUUCAAUUUGUCGUGUUUAUGGACCUGGUCGGGACUGUGGUUCUGCCUGUGGCGAUAGGUUUGACAUAUAUGUUGAUUGGGAGUAUGUUCUUGGCUCCUCCGAGUACCUUCGAAGAAGCCAUCCCACUCAUUCUCCUGGUUGCGAUCUUGGGUUUACCUGGUAUCUUGAUCAUGCUGACAACCCGCAAGAUUGUCUAUGUAUUCUGGAUGUUGAUCUAUCUACUCGCCUUGCCUAUCUGGAAUUUUGUAUUGCCCGUCUAUGCAUUUUGGCAUUUUGACGACUUCUCUUGGGGCGAGACUAGAAAGGUGGCAGGAGAAGCCAAGAGUCAAAGUCACGAUCACGGCGCUCCAAUAGCUGCAGGGCCUUCCAUACCUUUGCGUCGAUGGGAAGACUGGGAGCGCUCUAGGCUCCGAAAACUUCGUCGAGAAGAAAGACGUAGGAGGGAUCUGGAACGUAUGAACAACAUGUACACGUCUGUCAACGGCUCACUUGGUAUCGGAAGCUGUACAUUCAGCCAAUACGGUGGCUCCGACACUGUGUCUACCGUCUCUUCAGAGGACGAUCAAUGGCAAACGCAAAUUGGCGGGUAUAACGAGAACAGUUCGGCCUAUCCACCUCCACCGGUUGGUCUGAUCGAUCACUCGUUUGAUAGCGCAGAGACAGUUGCAGGCGAGGACUUGAAGAUGAUGCUCGAUGUCGGUCUUGAGGACGAGCCAUCGCCGUCACAUUCGCCGCUGUCAUCUCAUGCACAAUCGUUUCAAUUAUCGAACCAGGGGCAUUCAAUUAGUGCGGGUAUCAUGACCACUUCUCCACCAUCAUGGCCAUCAAACCGGCGGCGAGGCAAAUAG
Fibroporia radiculosa is the source of this 3195-nucleotide messenger RNA. RefSeq lists its product as uncharacterized. Gene Ontology annotation, cellular component: cell septum; cell periphery. The record is from RefSeq and is a predicted model, not a curated record. The transcript is spliced from 6 exons. Gene Ontology annotation, molecular function: chitin synthase activity. The coding region runs from base 1 to 3195 and encodes 1064 amino acids. Lineage: Eukaryota; Fungi; Basidiomycota; Agaricomycetes; Polyporales; Fibroporiaceae.